AUGAGUUUCCAGCAGUCUGGCUUGAAAGAGAAUAUUCAUUUGUCGGAGGAAACUGCUGAAUUGAUCGAAAGUUUAGCCCUUUUACUUCAUGUUCCUCUGACAUCAUCUCAGUUGUCGAUUUGCGUGGAAUUGCUGCAGAAAGGUGUUUCACAUCGAAGUCUCGUUGACGCUAUAACUCGUUAUUCUGGAAAGCAAUUAAGCAAAAGGAUGCGUCGAAAUAAACGACGUCGCAACAGUGAACUAGAUAAAGAUGAACAAAAGUUGCAGAUCGCAUUGCAGGAUAUCCAUAAAAAGAUGAAGUCAGUAAUUCCGCUGAAGAAGAAAGUAAAUGAGUCGUUGUCCACCUUACAAGAAUUGGUUGAUAAAAAUAAGCUUAGCAUUGGAUGCAAACUGAAUGGUCCUCUCCGAGGUCGAGUAUUAAAUUUGUACGAAAACGCUAAAAAAGCCUGCGAGAUUGAAGCUACUUGCAUUCGGAAACUUUUGGAGGAUAUCGAAAAGUUACGUAAAAAGAGAUACGAAAUACAACGCAGUAGUUUGGUAGGUCGUGGCGAACUGAUGCAAAUGUUAUCUCACAGUGCACGCACUGCUCCGCUCUGGAUUGGACCCCCAGAUACUCAUCCACCUGCAUUAGUUGGUGCCAUUCCAGCACCUGUAUCGAUGUCUUUGAAGGUUGGUAUGGAAGUGGCCGCAUUCAUCGACGGUAUAUGGAUGCUUGCUGAGGUGACCAGUGUUUUUGCAGCCUCGAAAUAUGAGGUUAAAGAUGUUGAUGAUGAACAAAAAGCCAAAUAUGUUGCUCGAAGAAGUCGUAUGAUUCCAUUACCACGGUGGCGAGCAGAUCCUAUGCGUGACAGCCAUGCGUUGUUUCCUGUGGGUGCUAUCGUGCUUGCACUUUAUCCUCAAACAACAUGCUUUUACAAGGGAGUAAUCGAUCAAUUACCAGUUACAGCAGUCGAUGAUUAUUUGAUAGCUUUCGAGGAUUCAGCUUUCCCGCAGGGUUAUUCACCACCUCUUCCAGUUCCCCAACGCUAUGUUCUUACUCAUAAAGCGCCAAAAAUAUACAAACGUCGCGCUGCAAAGAAAUAAUUAACAUUUACGUAAGAACAUUGAAUGGUCAAAAAUAUUCAAAUCAGUACGGCUUUACGAAUAUAUGGAAGUAGAAUUCGUAGUUUUCCCGUACUGUAUGCUAUUGCGUUAUUAAUUAUUUCAUUUGCUUUAUUUAUCUGUAUUUGUUUGUUUCGAUUGUUGAUGUAAGCAAAUUUAUUGGUGAUAUUAUUUAUCUGUACAGUUAAUAUUGGUCAUUUACGAUUGCGUCACCUCCACUGUUAUAGUUUGAC
This is a messenger RNA of Loa loa (African eye worm), 1334 nucleotides long. RefSeq lists its product as hypothetical. NCBI's taxonomy places the organism in Eukaryota, Metazoa, Nematoda, Chromadorea, Rhabditida, Onchocercidae. Gene Ontology annotation, cellular component: SAGA complex. The transcript has 8 exons. The record is from RefSeq and is a predicted model, not a curated record. Bases 1 to 1083 code for a protein of 360 amino acids.